UAUUUUUUACCUGAUACUUCAGAAUCAAGCAAGACGGACUGGCUUUUUAUGGGGUCCCCUGGUUAUGGUGCUCAUUUGCAUGUAAGUAAUCCCUAGCGCACCGUUUUCACAAAAAUAUAGGCAUCUAUUGGGCAGGGCUUCUGAUAGGUCAUAGAGAAAAAAGACAAAUUUCACGGGUUUUUCAGGGACAAAUUUGUGGAAAAAUCGGCUGUCAUUUUUGUGGGUAUUUUCGGGGUAAACUUCUCUGAGAAAUGUUGUUUUCUUGUUACUUUGACAAAGUUUCAAGAGACAUUUGCAAGUGUACAGCAAGUAAACAGCUCUAAUAAAUGUUGUACAGACAUGUAUUUGAUAUGAUUUUUAGUGAAUUUCUCAUUAUUUUGUGUGUUUUUGUGAAUUUUGCGGGUUUUAGCGAAUUUACCUGAAUUUCACAGCUCUGCGACCACGCGAAAUAUCAGAAGCCCUGUAUUGGGAAAUUAAAAUCUUCUUAUUAUAUAACUUUGUUGUCAUGCAGGGAAAAUAAGCCUCAGAAUUGCAUUUAAAAAAAUGCUAGAUGAAGGGACUAUUUAUCUAUAAUUUUUAUUCCAAACUUGGUAAUGGAGACUAGCUCUCCAAAGUGUUUAAAUGACAUGUUAAUGUGAUGUUAUGUAUUAGAAAACAAUUAAGAUAGUACACGCAGUCUGAUUGGCUGAGAGGCAUGUUUGCAUGAGAUUGUAAACAUGGUUGUGACAUCAAGAUGUUUUGCUUUUAGCAUGCUGCAUGUAAGCACACAAGCACAAAUUUGAAAAAGCUUUUGAGUUGAAAAUUUGACAAGUUUAUUUAAUUUAUACCCAUUCCUUCAUCGGCUGAAACUUGGAAAAUCUUUACAGAACAUGGUGUGUCCCAGACUAAACGGUAAAACCACUUACAAACCAUCCCCUCUACGGUGACAUACAUGUACCUACAGUUAUUUAACAAGUAUUCCACAGGUGUGCAUUGAAUGUGAGAUAGUAGAUUGCAAACAAGGCGUGUAGUGCCAAGUUGGCUAUCAUCUCAUAUCCAACAAGCAUGAGUGGAAUAAUUGGUUUAUAAUGAUAAAAAAAGCCCACAAAGUAUCGAGAAUUCUUCCCGACUUUAUUUGUAAUAGCAACCAAUUUUCGGUUUGUUUUUAAUUUUUUUAGCAGAUGCAAACAGUUACCAUAUUUGGAGAGCAUGGUAUAAUUAACAAUUAUUCCUCAAGCCCGAAUGGGCUAUAAUUUUGACUCAGAGGCCAUGAGGGGGAGAGGAAUAAUUGUUUUAGUAAAAUCCAACUAGUUGGUCAAAGAUAUCGAGAAUAAAAAAAUUCUAGCCAGUUAAAGCUAGACUUAAAUCCUUUUUUGUUGGCAAAAAACCAGCACUUUUCGCUACUAGUGGGCUAUAACAUAUAGCCUAGUAGUAGCUCAACCAAUCACAAUGCAGCAUUGAUAAUAGACCACUAGCUGGGUUUUACUAAUGGCUCAUAUACCAUGAUGCUAAGCCAAUCAAGAGAUCUAGAAUUGCAUCAUUCAAUAUGAUUCAGUUUUUAAUUAAUAGCCAAUAUAUUAGCCUAUAUAGUGGCCUAUAUAAUACCGUCAGAAUAAAUACUUACCAAAAGUGAUUACAGUCUGUUUUGAGUCAGUCAAACAAGCAAGAUUUACAAAAAGCAUUUUUCUUAAAGAUCUCUUAUGCCAAUUGCUUUUGUCCAAUAGAAAUCUGGGUAAAAAAAAUUACUCGGACUUGUCUUCCAUCUGCAGAUUGAUGCUGUAGGGAACCCAUCGUGGCAAGCCCAAAUAAAGGGGACAAAAAAGUGGACCCUGGAACCACCCCCAGAGUGUGCCCAUGUUUGUGAUCCAAAGCUUGAAGUGACAGUUAAUCCAGGAGAGAUAAGUGAGUAUUGA
This is a messenger RNA of Porites evermanni, 1892 nucleotides long. The record is from the annotation of a GenBank genome assembly. NCBI's taxonomy places the organism in Eukaryota, Metazoa, Cnidaria, Anthozoa, Scleractinia, Poritidae.